Molecule: messenger RNA, 4563 nt
Organism: Desarmillaria tabescens
Lineage: Eukaryota; Fungi; Basidiomycota; Agaricomycetes; Agaricales; Physalacriaceae
Product: calcium-transporting ATPase
Exons: 10
Coding region: 107-4360 (1417 amino acids)
Biological process (GO): calcium ion transmembrane transport; intracellular calcium ion homeostasis
Cellular component (GO): intracellular membrane-bounded organelle; plasma membrane
Molecular function (GO): ATP hydrolysis activity; P-type calcium transporter activity; ATP binding
Source: RefSeq, a predicted model, not a curated record
UUUAGACGACCUCAACAGCACACCACGACCUCUCUCCCGUCCCUUCGCAUCCUCCCACAACGCAUGAGUACUGUCAUUUUCUGCUCUUAUAGUCGAACAACACAUCAUGGAACCUCAUAAUCAUUCAAUAAGUCCUGCAAUCAUCAUCGAGGAUGCUACUUUUUCAGGCGAUGGAGCCAGCAACGAGGCAGCCGUUUCCACACCCCUUACUCCUACCGAUGCUGGCAAUGAAAGUCUGCUGUCUCCGCUACAUAUACCCAGGCAAACGCGUAAUUCCGUCGAGAUUCAUUCCCCAGGGACUCCUUCAGACAUGUCCGACGCAUCAUCUGUACCACCAUCACCCACUCUUUCCAGUUCUUCCGGUCCUUACCCUACAACGCUCGCUUUACGGGAUAAUCAGCCCGAAGUUCGUUUUAAUACCAACCUUCUUUCGCCGGACUCGCCUAUACACAAUCGCAAGGCUAGUGUUGGAACUCUGACUAGCUCGAAUGAAGGAACAGUCGUGGAAGAGCAUCGCAGUGAAAAGUCUGGUUCUGGUUCUGAUACACACAGUUACACGCAGUACGACGCGUCGCGUUCACCUUCUCGUGAACGAACGGAAAGCGCACCACCUGAGAAGGAGGUCGAGGUGCAGAAGGAGGAGGGGAAAGAUCAGUCAAAGGAGAAAAAGAAGAAGAAAAUAAGAAAAGACGACGAGAAGGAGGAAGAGAUAACCGGUCACCGAGCAGAACUAGAGCAGGACGCCAACUUCGACCCUACACCGUUCCGUUUCAAGCCCUACGAGCUUGCUCACAUGCUCGACCCCAAGAACCUAGACACUGUGGAGGACAUGGGUGGAACAUCUGGUCUACUGCGUGGUCUCGGCUCUGAUAGCAUGCAUGGGCUCGGCUCAGGCGCAGGGCAUGGUGAUGGUGAUGGUCGACCUGGCGCGGGAGAGGGUGCUUCCCAACGACACGACCCUGAAAAGGAGGUGCCUGCUAUCACCCUCACAGAGCCUGGGGGAGAUGUUCAUUCUACUCAUGCAUCUGAUAUUUCCAAUGAAGCUGCGUUCGCGACAUCGUUAGAAGAACGUCGACGCGUUUAUGGGCCCAAUGUAUUGCCCGAGCGUCGUAGUAAGACCUUGCUGCAGCUCAUGUGGACCGCUCUCAAGGAUAAAGUUUUGAUCUUACUAUCUAUUGCUGCUGUUGUUUCUCUUGCUCUCGGGUUCUUUCAAGAUUUUGGUGUUGCUCGAGAUCCCAGCGACGGUCCUCCAGUGGAUUGGGUGGAAGGAGUUGCUAUUAUGGUUGCAAUCAUCAUUGUCGUGGUAGUUGGCUCUUUAAAUGACUGGCAGAAGGAACGCCAAUUCAAAACUUUGAAUGAACGAAAGGAGGAACGUGGAGUUAAGGUCAUUCGUGACGGCGUUGAGAAAGUUAUCGAUGUCAAAGAGGUUGUUGUCGGUGAUAUCGCGUUGCUGGAGCCGGGCGAGAUUGUUCCCUGCGAUGGUGUGUUCCUUGGAGGACACAAUGUCAGAUGCGACGAGUCUUGCACAACAGGGGAAUCAGACGCCUUCAAGAAGGCCACCUUUGAAGAAUGCAAGUCUAUGCUUCACAGACGACGAGAAAAGGAGGGUCGCACAGCAGAUCUGGCACAUACAGAUUGUUUCAUCGUUAGCGGUUCCAAGGUAUUGGAAGGUGUCGGCAAGUACGUUGUUGUUGCUGUUGGAACUAAAAGUUUCAACGGAAGAAUUAUGAUGGCGUUGCGAGGCGGUGGGGAGAAUACGCCUCUUCAGCUCAAGCUGAACUUUCUAGCCGAACUCAUUGCCAAAGUUGGCAGUCUGGCGGGGCUGAUACUAUUUACUGCCCUAAUGAUUCGGUUUUUUGUGCAAUUGGGUUCUGGCGAUCCUGUCCGCUCGGCGAACGAAAAGGGGAUUGCUUUCGUGAAUAUCCUCAUUAUCUCUGUAACGCUGAUUGUAGUUGCUGUCCCAGAAGGUCUGCCGCUAGCGGUGACACUCGCACUGGCUUUUGCGACGAAACGAAUGACUUACGAAAACUUAUUGGUACGAGUCCUGGGGUCUUGCGAGACCAUGGCAAACGCAUCGGUCGUUUGUACGGAUAAGACAGGCACCCUCACCCAAAACGUGAUGACUGUUGUUGCUGGGUCUGUCGGUGUCCACGCCAAGUUUGUUCGCCAGCUAGAGGAGAAUCAAACACGCACGAAUGUCGGCGAGGAAGAGCCCGGUCACCGCAAACACCCUAACGAUUUUUCUAUCGAUCAGUCGCAACUGAAUGAUGCUAUGACACCUGCAUUACGUUCCCUUUUUAACGAAGCUAUCGCGGUAAAUUCCACUGCUUUCCAGGAUACCGAUCCAGAAUCUGGGGAGGUGAUCUUCGUUGGUAGCAAGACGGAGACAGCUCUCCUCAAGUUUGCUCGGGAGUUGGGUUGGGCGGAUUUCAAAAAGACGCGAGACAGCUCGGACAUCGUCCAGAUGAUUCCCUUUUCUAGUGAGCGCAAGGCGAUGGGAGUGGUCGUCAAAUUGGGAGAGAAGAAGUGGCGCUUUUAUGUUAAAGGCGCGAGUGAGAUCUUGUCGAGGAAGUGUACCCAUAACGUCGUCGUGCAGAAGCCUGGGAACUCCAGUCCCCAGCGGGACGACGUUGAGGUUACACAGAUUGAUGACCACUCAGCCAAUAACAUUGCUCGCACCAUCAUUUUCUACGCCAACCAGACUCUGCGAACGAUCGCCUUGUGCUAUAGGGACUUUGACGUUUGGCCGCCUCCCGAUGCUGUUCACGAUGAACAGAACGAGGUCGAAUACGCCUCCCUCGCACAAGAUCUAACCCUAAUCGGUAUCACGGGUAUUGAAGAUCCGCUUCGUGAAGGUGUUCGCGACGCCGUCGCCAAAUGUCACAAAGCCGGCGUUACGGUCAAGAUGUGCACUGGAGACAACGUCCUUACUGCUCGUUCAAUUGCGUCACAAUGUGGGAUUUAUACAAGCGGUGGUAUAAUCAUGGAAGGACCCAUUUUCCGCAAGCUCGACCGCAAUGACAUGCUCGAGAUUGUCCCUCGCCUUCAAGUAUUGGCGCGUUCUUCUCCGGAGGACAAGAAACUCCUCGUUGAGACCCUCAAGUCGUUGGGAGAAAUUGUCGGUGUCACUGGUGAUGGGACUAACGAUGGACCUGCACUGAAGACUGCACAUGUCGGAUUCUCUAUGGGCAUUGCAGGGACAGAAGUUGCGAAAGAGGCAUCAGACAUCAUUCUCAUGGACGAUAACUUUUCGUCGAUUGUGAAGGCUAUCAUUUGGGGACGUUGUGUUAAUGAUGCUGUCCGGAAAUUCUUGCAGUUCCAGAUAUCUACCAACAUAACGGCUGUCGUCAUCACUUUUGUGACGGCUGUUGCAUCUACUGACGAGGAGCCUGUUCUUACGGCUGUUCAGCUGCUAUGGAUCAAUAUCAUUAUGGACACAUUCGCUGCACUAGCUCUUGCUACGGAUCCCGCGACAGAAAACCUGCUUGAUCGUAAGCCAGAUAAGAAGACGGCGCCGUUGUUUUCUGCGGACAUGUACAAAAUGAUCUUGUUCCAGUCGAUCUAUCAAAUCAUCAUCUCGCUAAUCUUCCACUUCCUUGGUCUCACAAUUCUUGGACUGGAUGCGUCUGAUCACAACAACACUGUUGUGCAGACUUUGGUAUUCAACGCAUUCGUCUUCGCACAAAUCUUCAACUCGGUCAAUUGCCGACGAUUGGACAGGAAGCUCAAUAUAUUCGAGGGAAUCACGAAGAACUACUAUUUCAUGGGUAUCACGUUUAUCGAGGUUGGUGUACAAAUACUUAUCGUCUUUGUUGGAGGUGCUGCGUUCCAGGUCACCCGUGUGGGUGGUCGGGAAUGGGGUAUCUCCCUGGCUUUGGGCGUCGUUUCGAUACCACUGGGUGUGGCAGUUCGGUUAAUGCCCACCAAACCGUUCGAGAAAGUCUUCAAGAAACUGGGACUCCUUGGGCGAAGCGAGGUUCUCCCAACCAAGAAUGCUGACAAUGAAGGAUGGACCGGUGCAAUUACUGUCGUUAGAGACAAUCUCGGAACGUUCGCGAAUCUGAGAGGUGGCCGAGUUCGUUCGUCUUCGUUCGUGGUCAAGAGUCGCCGGGCAACUUUGUCAGAUGACCAAGGACCCAUGCGAUUAUCAUCACUCCUCACAAUGGCCCCGACUAUGAUGGCAGGAGCUGUCGCUGCUGGUCACAGCUACAUCAAGCCUGGUAAUCUGUCGGAUCCUGCACACAAUGAUCCAUCUGUGUCAUCCGCCGCGCUAUGGGAAGGAAAACUUCAAUUACAUCCAGAUACCCCGAAAGACGAUCCCACAUACAGGAAAUUUGGCGGUGAGCAGAAUAUGGUGUGAUUACUCGCUUGUCUCUUCCCUAAUCUGCUUUCUUCACUUAUUUGCCUUCACAUAUCAACCACAUACUAUGUAGCAUACUCAUCGUCACAUCGCUAGUUACUAGAAUUAUCAAUACACGGUCUACAUUAAUGCAUUUGUCCGAGUGAGGCCGGAAGCGUACGUGGUUGAUCGACGAUGACUCUAAAUCGAGUCAAAAUGCCCAC